GUGCCAGGUGAUCGGCCGUGGAAAGAUCGCCGCGGUGCGCCGGAGGCUAUGAAGCGCGGUGUUCGGCGGGAGUCUUGCCGGAAGCGGAAGCUUGGGGGGCGGGCCAAAGGGGGCGGGGAGCCCGCGGCGGUUAAUUCUUUUUACCGAGUGGCUUCGCUUCCCUUGGUCUGGGCUUUACUGAGGCUGCGAGAGAUGGUCAGGUCUGGAUCUCGACCGGGCCAGGUGUUAUCUUCAGGAAGAAACCCUGGACCUGCUAAAUUAGCAAAUGGAAAGAAAGGGACCCACUUAAGAAAAAUAUCACGUUUUAGCACAAAUUCUGGCCAUCCCACUCAUUCUGAUUCAGAAAGUCAGACUGAAACUAUACAGGGGCUUGAUGGUUGUGCUUCUUUGCUGCGGGACAUUUUGAGAAAUGAAGAUUCAGCUUCAGAAACAGCAUAUUCAGAAAAUAGAUAUAAUUCCAGAUCUUUAGAAGGCAAAAAAUGUGGAUCUAAAAAGAAAGGACAUGAAAAACAUAUUGUUCCUUCAGUAGUCUGGAAGGAAACCGUAUCUUCAAAUAAUAAAAACCAGAUACUUAAUGAAGCUUCCACUGGAAGUGAAAGAGACACAUCAAACAUAGCACAAGAUUGGUCAUUACAAGAUCAUUAUAGAAUGUAUUCACCAAUAAUAUACCAAGCCCUCUGUGAGCAUGUGCAGACUCAGAUGUCAAUGAUGAGUAACUUGGCUUCAAAGAAUGGCUCUAAUGGAAUUCCUGUUGUACCUUGCCAUACUGAGUCUGGUUCUGAAUCUCAGGCAACAUCACAUUCUAGUUAUGGCUGUUGUACCUCCACUCCAGUCUGGUCACCUCAGAGGCUGCCCUGCCCUCCAGUGGUUCAUUCCGAAGUUCAAACUGAUGGUGAUAACCAAUUGGCAUCGCAAGGUAAAAUAAUCUCUGUGAAUUAUCCUGAUGUUCCAAGGAAUUCAUUUAAUCCCAGUCCUGGAGUUCCAGGUGGCUUGCCCCAAACUGACAAGGCGGCUAUUCCAACAUUUCAGCAGCCGAGUCUUGCUAAUUGGAUUCUGCCACAACAAGGAGUUCCUAAGGAAGCAGACCUACUAAAGUGUUUUCAAACACAUAUGUCUCUGUUUCAAUCUCAUGAAAAAGAAACUCUCUCGGACAGUCAGACACACCGAAGCCCCACUCAAUCACAGCCAGCUUUCUUGGCCACUAAUGAAGAAAGAUGUGCCAGAGAACAAAUUGGAGAGGCCACAAAUGAAGGAAAGUAUUUAAACAUACAUGUGCAAGAUACAAAAACAGUCAAGGGUGUACAGAAGGCAAAAAAUGUGAACCAGACUGCUGACAAAGUUAGAACUAUAAAAUAUUUGUUGAGAGAACUCAAGGCCCUGGUAGCAGAACAAGAGGAUUCAGAAAUUCAGAGAUUGAUAACAGAAGUAGAAGCUUGUAUAUGUGGGCUUCCAGCAGUAAGUGGAAACACAAAUAUUCAAGUUGAAAUAGCACUGGCCAUGCAACCACUGAGAAGUGAAAAUGCUCAGUUACGAAGGCAAUUGAGAAUUUUGAACCAGCGACUCAGAGAACAAGAAAAUUCUCAAAAGGAAUCUGGCCCUGUGGAAUGCAACCGUGAAUUGCAUUCCCUUCAGUCAUUGAACACAUCACUGCAAAAUCAAUUGCAGGAGUCACUGAAGAGUCAGGAAUUACUACAGAGUAAAAAUGAAGAACUCUUAAAAGUGAUUGAAAAUCAGAAAGAUGAAAACAAAAAAUUUGCUAGUAUAUUUAAAGACAAAGACCAAACACUUCUUGAAAAUAAACAGCAAUUUGACAUUGAGAUAACAAGAUUAAAAAUUGAAUUGGAGGAAGCCUUAGUCAACGUGAAAAAUUCCCGGUUUAAGUUAGAAACUGCUGAAAAGGAAAAUCAGAUAUUGGGAAUAACAUUGCGUCAGCGUGAUGCCGAGGUGACCCGGCUAAGAGAAUUAACCAGAACUUUACAGAACAGUAUGGCAAAGCUGCUCUCAGAUCUUAGUGUGGACACUGCUCGCUGCAAACCUGGGAAUAACCUUACCAAAUCACUUCUGAACAUUUAUGAUAAACAGCUUCAACAGGACCCAGCCCCUCCCCACACUUCCAUUAUGAGCUACCUAAAUAAGUUAGAAACAAAUCACAUUUUUACACAUUCAGAGCCACUUUCUACAAUUAAAAAUGAGAAAACCAUAGAGCCAGACAGACCCUAUGAAAAUGUUUUGCCCUCCAAAGGCCCUCCACAUAGUGAUACAAGGGGCAUGGAACCUGAGAUUCUUUCUACCCUUUCAAAACAAGAUUCUGAUGCUGAGUGUGAAACCAUGACUUUAAUAGAAGAUGAAUGUAAUUUAGAUAACACAAUUUAUAUUCCUUUUGCUAAAAGCCCUUCUAAGAAGAAUUCACCUCUUUCUAAGAGAAUAUCCCCCCAGUCACAGAUAAGUGUUGCUACAAGACAACUAGUCAGCAAUAGUGCAUUUAUCUCUGAAACAGAAAAUAAAGUGGGUGUACCUGUAGUUUGUUCUUCAAAAAAUGAAGCAGAAGAUACACCUGAAAAACUUUCCAGAACAGUCAAUUCAGAAGACAAACAGCUCCUCAAGAAAAUAAAGGAAGCAAUUCGUAAGAUCCCUGGUGUCACUGAGGAUCCAGAGAAACAAGCUGCAUAUGGUGACCUGUUAGCUUGUCAUAGCACCAGUGUUCAAGUGAAAAACAAUGUUGUCUGUGAUGGCAGCUUUUUAAAUUCUGACUUGAUGUCAGACUGGAGCAUCUCUUCUUUUUCAACGUUCACUUCUCGUGAUGAACAAGACUUCAGAAAUGGCCUAGCAGCAUUGGAUGCCAACAUAGCUAGACUCCAGAUGUCCUUACGAACUGGUCGUCUGGAGAAAUGAAUUCAAAAGCAAAUUGAUUGCUUUCUCUUUUUAAGAUUAGAGCUUGGCUAUAUUGAAGGUAUAUUUUAAGUUUCUGUAGAAAAAUUAUAUUGUUAAUUAUGUGUAAAAUAAUAAAUUUUAUGUGUAAUAAACUUACUGUUGGAAUAUUUUGACACUUUGGAAUUUAUAAAAACAAGUCAUCUUAAGAAAUUAACAAUUGCUAAGACAAAAAAAUUGUAGAUAACUAGGAAAGUAUUUAAAUUUAGUACUUAUCAAUUAGAGUUCUUUUACUUAUAUUUAACUGCAGGGUUAAAGGAUCAGGUUGAAAGGAUUUUAUGGUUGUUCCUUAAAGCAUAAAGGGAAGAGAGUCUCUGGGAACAUUUAUUCAAACUAGAGUUUAUUUUCUGUUUGAGGGUAUCUCUUUGUUUCUUAAUGACAUUGUGUUUUUGUAUGGAAUGUUCUGUACUACAGGCUAGUGCUGUUGGUGAGAUGUAUAAACAUUUCUUUUACAAGAAAAAGUGCCAGUUAAUGCCACUUUGUAAAACACAUUGAUAACAUUCUCAAUUAACAUGGUUUCUAAAAAUCCUAGGAAUUUUUUUCCCCCCGAAUGCAUGUUUUAAGCCCUUUAAAAAAUAGUCGGAUUGAUAAA
Messenger RNA from Sciurus carolinensis (gray squirrel), 3520 nucleotides. RefSeq names its product coiled-coil domain containing 14 (gene Ccdc14). Bases 49 to 2892 code for a protein of 947 amino acids. Gene Ontology annotation, biological process: protein localization to centrosome. The transcript has 13 exons. The record is from RefSeq and is a predicted model, not a curated record. Lineage: Eukaryota; Metazoa; Chordata; Mammalia; Rodentia; Sciuridae. Gene Ontology annotation, cellular component: centriolar satellite.